Messenger RNA from Merops nubicus (carmine bee-eater), 534 nucleotides. It is a transcript of the gene SRSF7, whose product is annotated as serine/arginine-rich splicing factor 7. The record is from RefSeq and is a predicted model, not a curated record. NCBI's taxonomy places the organism in Eukaryota, Metazoa, Chordata, Aves, Coraciiformes, Meropidae. The annotation marks the transcript as partial. The transcript has 8 exons. Gene Ontology annotation, molecular function: zinc ion binding; RNA binding.
UUUGCCUUCGUGGAGUUCGAAGAUCCGAGGGAUGCUGAAGAUGCUGUGCUCGGCCUCGAUGGGAAGAUAAUAUGUGGCUCCAGGGUUAGAGUGGAAGGGUCAACGGGGAUGCCUCGUCGCUCNCGUUACGCCAGGCCUCCUGCCCGGCGCCCCUGUGACCCCAAUGACAGAUGCUAUGAGUGUGGUGAGAAAGGCCACUAUGCUUAUGAUUGUCACCGCUAUAGCCGCCGAAGGAGGAGCAGGUCCCGGUCUCGCUCCCGUUCAAGGUCCCGUGGCAGGAGGUAUUCUCGGUCACGCAGCCGGAGUCGUGGUAGGAGGUCAAGGUCAGCUUCCUACCGCAGGUCUAGGUCAAUCUCUCCUCGUAGAUACAGAUCCUUUUCACCCCGCAGGUCUCGCUCCGGUUCUUUAAGGAGAUCAAGAUCUAGGUCCAGAUCACGCUCCAGGUCCCGGUCUGUUGUAUGGCCUCGAAGCAGUCGCUCAAAAUCCAGAUCACCAUCUCCAAAGAGAAGUCACUCACCAUCAGGAAGCCCUUGA